Molecule: messenger RNA, 593 nt
Organism: Helianthus annuus (common sunflower)
Lineage: Eukaryota; Viridiplantae; Streptophyta; Magnoliopsida; Asterales; Asteraceae
Product: non-specific lipid-transfer protein AP10-like
Exons: 2
Coding region: 38-388 (116 amino acids)
Biological process (GO): lipid transport
Cellular component (GO): membrane
Molecular function (GO): lipid binding
Source: RefSeq, a predicted model, not a curated record
CACAUCAACCAAGUGAAACAAAUAAUAAUAACCAAACAUGAAAGGAACAUCAAUGGGUGUAGCCAUUUUAGCAAUGAUAGUCAUGGCUCAACUCAUGGUGCACCCAAGUGUAGCCAUUACUUGCAAUGAUGUUACCGGCAAUCUCACACCGUGCCUACCCUACCUUAGAUCAGGUGGUAAACCGACUCCGGCUUGUUGUGCUGGAGCCAAGAAACUUCUAGGUGCCACCCGGACCCAAGCGGAUAGGCGAACCGCUUGCAAGUGUGCUAAAACCGCGGCUCCACAGCUUAAGGUCCGGCCGGAUAUGGCCAGUAGCCUUCCCGGAAAGUGUGGUAUCUCCACCAGCAUUCCGAUCAAUCCCAACGUCAACUGUAACACCAUUCCUUGAGGUGGCAGGAUGAUCGUUGCCGGAAAGUAAUAAGCAAUGAAAGUAGAAGCGACGGCGUGGUGGUGUAUCGCCGGCGGAAUAAAUAACUGUGUUUCUUAUAUUUAAUUACAUGUUAUAUAUAUAGAUUAUGGUAUGGUAUGGUAUGAUUGUAUGUAGUAUGGAGUUGGCAUGUUACAUAUAUAUUAAAUUAAAUAAUAAUAAAUUA